UUUUAUUUACUUACUUGAGGCAUCUCUCGCUGAACCUGGAGCUUGCUGAGUCAGCUGGGCCGUAGCACUUACCAGGGGUCAUCCUCCUGUUUCCCAGUGCUGGAGUUACAGUUGUGGCCACCAUGCCUUCCUUUCCAUAGAUCUCGGGGAUAUGAGUUCAGGUCCUCACAGCUGCAUGAUGAGAACCUUAGCCGGAGCUAGCCCCCAGCCCUAUGUAUGUUCUUUAGACAUGUCCAUAGGUCAUGUAAGAGCUGUGAUGAGCUAGCUCUUGGUCUUUGUUCCUCCAGGCUGGGUCUCAUGUAGCCUAGUCUGGCCUUGAACUCCAACCUAUAGUGUAGCAAAGGAUGAGUCUUGAUCUCCCUCGCUUCCUGUGAUAGGUGGGAAUCAUCAUGUUCAGAUUAAUUUUUUUUUUUUAAAUCAGAAGGUGCACAAUGUGUAGCCCAGACUAGCCAGAUUCAUGGCAAUCUUGCCUCAGUUUCCUGGAUGCCACUCUUCCUGACUAGUCACUUUGUACUCAUAGCACAGGUUGCCCAGUCUCUUCACUUAAGUUUUCCCCCACUCCAGACUCAAAACUUCCUUACCUCCCAUUUUUCCUCAUCAUGGCUUAGACUUAUGCUACCAUUCAUGGCUACUGUGUCCCAGGAACUGCCCGUGGGAGCCCUCUUGAGAGCCAAGUUACAGAUCCCUUCCCUGCCUUCCCAGAUACUAUCUGGCCUGGCCAAUCUUCCUCCUCCUGGAAGCGCCACCCUCACAUGACCCUUCCUUGACCCCUGGCUUUGCUCUUUCUUGGCCUGGCCCUUUGCCUAGUUCUCUCUCUACCUCCAGUCCUGUCUUUGUUCCUCCUCUUUGGGCAUGAAACUCAUGUUACAGACUGCAAAGACCACCGUCUGGUGUCAGUCCCAGCUUCGCUUCGGUGCCCUACUGUCCCCGAAUGCUGAUGACUCAACAGUUGAAGCCAGAGGCAGGGUAUGUGGGCUUAGCUGUCCUGUGAUGACCAACCCCUUGCUAGGUAGGAAAUUUCUUUCUGGUAGGAAAUCUGCCCUACCAGAGCUAGGAUAGCCACAGCACGGAACAACCCUCGAAAGUGGGAUUUGAACUCAGUCUCUCACAGAAUGCUCAGGUUGCCCCCUUCUAGAACCUCCCAGGGCUCCAUCCUAGGGCCCACCUAGCAAGAGGCCAUUGUACCCCUUUACUCCCAUCGGCUACACGCUGUUCUCCCCCACAGUAGCCACCAGAGGACGCCUGUGAGCAGAAUCCGCUUUGCCUGCAGCUACCCGUGGGUCCCACCCAGCCCUGUCCACCCUGCACAGACCCUCCUCCAUUGCUUGGUCGGCCGCAAUGACAUGAGCCUCCUGCAUGCUCACCAAGCAUAUCGGGCUCCCGGCUGCCCCAGAGCUUUCCGUGAGCCCUCUGCCUAGCCUGUGCCCGUGCCUGAGCAGAGAACUCGGCCUGCAAAGGCCCUGGGGUCAAUGUGGAUGUAAGCAUCACUUCUGGCGAGGGGAGCAGGGAUUCACCACUAAUCCGGACAGAUGGCCUGGAGGAGCCGUCCUAAUCCUUUUAGCUCAUCCCCUAAUACUCCCGUGUGUGGAUCACCUCCCUCAGGCGCCUGUUGAAGGUGUCCCAGACAUGGCAGAGUCUGUGGAUGAAAGAGAAACUGAGGACUGGAGCCCAGCCCCUCCGAUGUAUGAGGAAUACCGGCCGCCCGCGCUGGAUGCAAUCCGCCUGCCUCGCUACGCCCUGUAUCUGCUGAUGGCCGCUAUCCUGGUGGUGGCCGUGGCCUACGCCAUUGUUGGCCACCUCAUCAAAGAUCUAGCUCAUGACCUGGCUGACUGGGCCUUUGGCCCUAAGCCUGACCAGGAGGAGGAAGGUCCCCGGGAGCUGCGGGCCAGCUUGGCUGCAGAGGAUCUGGAAGAGCUGGAUCUUCAGCUGGCUCUGGCCUGGCGUGGGGAGGAGGACCCCGCCCGUGCUCCUCCUCGCCGCACCUCCAUUGCCUUCAGGGACCCGCCGGUGCAGACCAAGUUUUGGAGGUUGGACUGACCUGGAGAAGCAGCACGUGCGACAUUGGUGGACCUGGCAGGUCCCUCUGCCUCGGUUGGGCCACGUGUGUAUGUGAUAUGUCUGUUGUACAACACAGGGUUUGGCCGGGCUGAAACUCAAAGCUCCCCUGCCUAGGCUGGAGUGCUCUGACUGCAGACUCUACUCCCACUUUAUUAAGAUUCGGGGAUAGGUUCUCAUAUAGCCCAAGCAAGCCUUGAACUUGAUAUAAAGCAGAGGAUGACCUUGAACUCCUGAACCUCCUGUUGCCAUCUCCUGAAUGUUGGGAUGACAGGUCUGGCCACCCUACCUGGCUUCUGUGAUACUAAGGACAGAGCCCAGGGUCUCCUACAAGGGCCAGCCUGGGGCCAUGACAUCUUUCAUUCCUUCUUUGUUUCUUUGUUUCUUUCUUUUUUUGGUUUUUCAAGACAGGGUUUCUCUGUGUAAUACCCCUGGCUGUCCUGGAACUAAGAGACAUCACCUGUAACAUUUUUUCUUUAUGGAUAAUUCCUCACACAGACUCCUUAUGCAUCAGGAGUGUUUGCUGAGAGGAGAAAAAAGUGAGGCCAGAUUCACAUACAAAUUAAAAGC
This is a messenger RNA of Mastomys coucha (southern multimammate mouse), 2625 nucleotides long. RefSeq lists its product as uncharacterized. Lineage: Eukaryota; Metazoa; Chordata; Mammalia; Rodentia; Muridae. The coding region runs from base 1357 to 2037 and encodes 226 amino acids. The record is from RefSeq and is a predicted model, not a curated record. The transcript has 2 exons.